Molecule: messenger RNA, 14028 nt
Organism: Pocillopora meandrina
Lineage: Eukaryota; Metazoa; Cnidaria; Anthozoa; Scleractinia; Pocilloporidae
Source: the annotation of a GenBank genome assembly
UUAUCUUUUUUUUCAGAUAAACGUGAAACUCAGACGAUAGCAGGCGACGAUUGGAACUCACUGUCAUCAGCUGUGCAGACUGGCAACUUUGCCAUCAUCGAGGAUAUGUUGUCACGUAGCCUGGAUAUCAACACAAAAAAUAACGGUGGUAAUACGGCCUUAAUUUUAGCUGCUUUGACUGGCAAAAGAGAUACCGUAAAUUACCUCUUAGACAAAGGGGCUGAUCCCUUUAUUGUAGGCCACUCUGGCAUUACUCCACUGCACGCCGCAUCAAUGAAUGAUAAUGUCACCAUCAUCGAGACACUAAUGUCACGUGGUCUAGAUGUUGAUUCAAAAGAUAGUAAAGGAAGGACACCAUUGAUGUUGGCUGCAGCUUGUGGCAAGAUUGAAGCUGUAAAUUAUCUUUUAGACAAAGGAGCCGACCCCUGUAUUGGAGAACAGUUAGGAAGAAAUUCACUACACGCCGCUUCAGAAGGUGGUAAUGUCAUCAUCAUCGAGAAACUAAUGUCACGUGGUCUGGAUGUCGAUUCAAAAGAUAGUGAAGGAAGGACACCAUUGAUGAUGGCUGCAGCUUUUGGCAAGAUUGAAGCUGUAAAUUAUCUUUUAGACAAGGGAGCCGAUCCCUAUAUUAGAACCCAGUCAGGAGGAACUUGUCUGCACGACGCUUCACAGGGUGGUAAUGUCACCAUCAUCGAGACACUAAUGUCACGUGGUCUAGAUGUCGAUUCAAAAGAUAGUAAAGGAAGGACGCCAUUGAUGUUGGCUGCAGCUUGUGGCAAGAUUGAAGCUGUAAAUUAUCUUUUAGACAAAGGAGUCGAUCCCUGUAUUGGAGAACAGUUAGGAAGAAAUUCACUACACGCCGCUUCAGAAGGUGGUAAUGUCACCAUCAUCGAGAAACUAAUGUCACGUGGUCUAGAUAUCGAUUCAAAAGAUAGUGAAGGAAAGACACCAUUGAUGAUGGCUGCAGCUUUUGGCAAGAUUGAAGCUGUAAAUUAUCUUUUAGACAAGGGAGCCGAUCCCUAUAUUAGAACCCAGCCAGGAGGAACUUGUCUGCACGACGCUUCACAGGGUGGUAAUGUCACCAUCAUCGAGAAACUAAUGUCACGUGGUCUAGAUGUCGAUUCAAAAGAUAGUGAAGGGAGUACACCAUUGAUGUUGGCUGCAGUUUGUGGCAAGAUUGAAGCUGUAAAUUAUCUUUUAGACAAAGGAGCCGAUCCUUGUAUUAGAGACCAGUCAGGAGUAACUUCCCUGCACGCCGCUUCACAGGGUGGUAAUGUCACCAUCAUCGAGAAACUAAUGUCACGUGGUCUAGAUGUCGAUUCAAAAGAUAGUGAAGGAAGUACACCAUUGAUGUUGGCUGCAGCUUGUGGCAAGAUUGAAGCUGUAAAUUAUCUUUUAGACAAAGGAGCCGAUCCCUCUAUUAGAGACCAGUUAGGAAGAAAUUCACUACAUGAUGCUUCACAGGGUGGUAAUGUCACCAUCAUCGAGAAACUAAUGUCACGUGGUCUAGAUGUCGAUUCAAAAGAUAGUGAAGGGAGUACACCAUUGAUGUGGGCUGCAGCUUGUGGCAAGAUUGAAGCUGUAAAUUAUCUUUUAGACAAAGGAGCCGAUCCCUCUAUUAGAGACCAGUCAGGAAGAAAUUUACUACACGCCGCUUCACAGGGUGGUAAUGUUGCCAUCAUCGAGGAACUAAUGUCACGUGGUCUAGAGAUCGAUCUAAAAGAUAAUAGAGAAAAGACACCAUUGAUGUUGGCUGCAGUUUGUGGCAAGAUUGAAGCUGUAAAUUAUCUUUUAGACAAAGGAGCCGAUCCCUGUAUUAGAGACCAGUCAGGAAGAAAUUUACUACACGCCGCUUCACAGGGUGGUAAUGUUGCCAUCAUCGAGAAACUAAUGUCACGUGGUCUAGAGAUCGAUCUAAAAGAUAAUAGAGAAAAGACACCAUUGAUGUUGGCCGCAGCUUGUGGCAAGAUUGAAGCUGUAAAUUAUCUUUUAGACAAAGGAGCCGAUCCCUCUAUUAGAGACCAGUCAGGAAGAAAUUCACUGCACGCCGCUUCAAUGUACGGUAAUGUUGCCAUCAUCACAAAAAUGCUGUCACUUGGUUUGGAUGUUAAUUCAAAAGAUUUUGCAGGUCGCACACCGUUAAAAAUCGCAAAAAAAUAUGGCAAAACUGAGGCCGUAACCUUCCUACUUAACAAGGGAGGACAUUAGUUUUUAUUUCUUACUGCUCCUUUUAAAAACUUCGUUCAGGUCCGUAGUCGCGAAAAGAAACGAUUGAUAAAUUUUACAAUAUUGAUAAAGACUGGAUAAUAAUUAAUUCAUAAUACCGCGAGAGAAGGAACAAAUCUUGGAAGGCCUAUCGAUUCCCUUUUUGAUUGUAUAAAAUAGAUCACCUGCACACGAUGUUAUCACAAAUUUAACAUAGCUUUACACCCUAACAUCAGUAUUCAUAUUCUCCAUACUGUUCUUGAUACAUUUCCUUAGGUGCUAACAAGGAGAAUUAGCUGAACGAUCAAGAGCUUCUGUAGUUGUUGAUCAUUUGCGUUAUUCUCAUGACCUUAAUAUGUGAUUUAAGGGUGAUAUUGUAAGGAGAAAUUAGAUGCUAGUCACUCUAAUGGGGUUAAAGGGUCAAGUUCAGAUUUUUCGCCCUUCAGGCUUCUGUCAUCAAGUUGUAGUUUAUUUCAUUCAAUCAUAAGUUAACUCAAAUGUAGAGCUUUAACCCUUUUACUCCCAAGAUCUCAUCAGUAAUUCUCCUUCCUGUCUGUCAUACAACUCUUUUGAUGUUAAUUUUGAGAAUUUGGUAUUGGAUCAAUCAAUAUUUCAUUUGUUGAUAUUUUUCUUUAUUCUCAUCACUUGUCUGCUUGAUAUUGUAUUAAUGCUGUAAGGAGAAAUUCUGUCUUGGUUACUUAUGGGAGUUAGAGGGUUAAAGAUGUCCCAUCGAGGAAUCAAGAGCUCUUUCAAAAACCCUUUAACCUGGUACUCUGGAACUUUGUAUCAUAGUUGUUUUAUGAUUUUUAAUAAGAUGCGUAUUAUAAGAUAAGAACUGCUGUACACAGUUAUUUGUUAUCACCAAACUCAAUGUAGAAUAGUGUGUUUGGAUGUUUUAACAUUCCCAUAUAAUUCAGUUAUAUACUCGUUAUGCAUUUCUAAACUUAAGCCUAAAGUAUCAGUAUUUCUAAGAGAUAUGCAGAUGAUGUGGCAUUCUUUUCUUAUAUUCCAAAGUGGAACUUGUGUUAAGUUUUAGACUAACAGGCCAUUACAUUAGUCAUUAAGGCUAUUAUAUCAUUGGAACUAUACUCUAUAUAUUUUUAUCGUUAUACAUUGUUGGAACUUUGGAGUGACAUUAACCAUAUGCUUUGAUCAUCCAGAUGGAAGAAGUCCAAAAUAUUGACAGUGACAAUGGCUUUGGUUUCAAAGACAUGAAAAGAAGUUAUCACCACAAUCAAAUGAGAAAUUUUAAGUUCAAUUCUGGUCCUUGAAAAGUGACAACUGUUAUUUGGAUGAUCAAACCACAUGGCUGAAUGUUCUCCUUGGUUAGAUGUUUUUUAGCGUGUUUUUUUUUAGUGUUGUCUCAUGAUACGGCUGGAGACUCUUCAGUUAUGAGACACUGUUUUAUUUUGCAAUGAAUUGGUAACUUUGAAAAUGUAGUAGAUUAAAAACAGAACAUUUAAAUUGAUUUUUAUUUCAGUAAAUAACUUAGUAAAUGGCCUAGUUCGAUAAAUGUUAGAGGUAAAAACUGCAUCUGCUACCUUACUUCUCGUCCGAGCCCUUUCCCCAACCCCCUCCCUCCACCUUCCCUCACCCCCUUCCCCCCUUCCCUCACCCCUUCCCCCCCCCAUUCGUCCUUAUCUCGUGGGGAACUUAUUCUUGAUCCUAAAAUGUGCAAGGAAGUUUUUCAUAAUGAUCAAAUGGUCCUCUCACUUGAAGACAAUUGUUUAAUCUUUGCAAUCUUUUAUUUGUCACAAAACCGCCUUUUUAGUUUUACAGCACAACGGGAGAUAAUGAAAGAAUGGAAUUAUUUUCAAAACAAGAUAAGGCGAUGACCUCGUUCAGGAGAAGGCGGCUAUUCUUUUCAAUGAAUAAAUGGGGGUACCUCUUUAUAAGAAACUGUGGAGCAGCGCUGGUGGGAGAGUAUAACAGGGUAAUCAAGUACUAUUAUCUGAGUUGAUGACGUAAAUUAGCCACCGUAAAGAGUAAAAAAGCUGACGUUUCGAGCGUUAGCCCUUCUUCAAUAGCUCUGACGAAGGGCUAACGCUCGAAACGUUAGCUUUCAAACUCAUUACGGUGGCCAAUUUACGUUAUCAACUCAGUUGGUAAUACUUAGUUACCCUAUUCUAUCAGAUGGUUUAUCGAUAACAGGGCACCUUGAUACGUAAUCACGAAAAAACUAACCAAAGGAAAGAGCUGUCUUGCGUAUUCGCCUCCAUCUUAUUGUUCUAUAAACAACAACUUCAGCAGUUUGGUAUCGUCUCAAGAAGGAGAUUUUUGCCGGCUAAAAGAGUGCGCUGUGUUCGGAAGAAGACCAAGUUGGCAUAGGAGACGCUUUGUGAUGUUGGAAGAUAAGCUAUACUGUUAUGAGAAAGAGGGAAGAAGUGCUGGUGCUCUCCGAGAUCAUAAUGAUGUCCAGUGUCACGUCUUUGACUAUUCAGAACUCCAUGUGCAUUAAGAUUUCCCAAGUUGAUGGGAGUAUUAGAAUGUUGAGAUUUUCGUCUGCAGAAGUCAGAAACGCUUGGCUCACGGCCUUAUUGACAGCUAAGGCAGUCAAUUUACUGAAGUACCAGUAAUAGUUUUAGAGGCAUCCCUACUUCAGUAAAUAAUCUAAACAUUCAAGCAUGUAAUUAGUCAAGUUUGAUUCUUUACAGGUGUAAAUAUACUCUAAGACUUCUGAUGAGGUUUUAAACAAUAUUGAUAUCAUAAUUAUGACUAGGAAUUUUUUUAAAUCUCUAAGGGAAAAAUAUUAAAAAUUUCUGAGUCCCAAGGCAAGGUUAAAACAGUAUUUAUUUAGUCGUUCAAGGAAAACAAAUAUAAAUUCCCAUGAAAUUGUUGCGCUUAUUUUCGUACAGCCCUUUUCAUUAAAGUGACCUUUGAGAUAAUUAAUCGUAGAGCAUGAUUACUUUCAAUACUCAAUCUUUUAAGAGGGAAAUAAGUACCUUUUACUGUCAGACUAAUAGAUUUGUAUAAAAGUAUUUUUAAUGCAACUUUAACUUUAGGAAAAGUCCAGAGGAAUUGGGGUUAUUCAUGAAAAAUUUAAUCUUCUUUCGACCAUAAAAUCCCUUCGAUUGCAAUGACCCAAUAAGUUAAGCUUUAAAAAUGUAUCUGUAGGUCGCGAACUCAGGAUAUUAUUCCUGUAAAUAGUUUCAUCUCGUUGAAAAUGCGCAGUUCAAACAUAAAAAUUUGACUGAGGAAUACGAGAUGGGUGGCAUGUUUACAUUGCACCUCUUUAGCUCGUCCGCCACACUGACCGGAAGAUGAGGUCAAAUUAAAUGAGUUGUUUUGAACAACACUUCGGCUACUAAAAAUACAUUUUAUUAGAGUUUUUCUAUAACCACAAAUAUCAGAGGAGUUUUCUGUUUAUCUUAACCCUUUAACUCCCAAGAUCUGAUUUUCAAUUCUCCCCUCUAGCUGCUACACAUCUCCUUUUCAAUCAGUUAAAGAAUUUGGUGUUAGAUCAAUAAUAACAACUUCUACAUGAUAAGUUUUAAUAUUCUCAUUAAUUACAUGAUGUAUGGAUAUUAUAGGGAGAGGUUACCUCCCAAUCACUUCUGGGAGUUAAAGGGUUAACCAUUUCCUCUCUACAUUUCUCAAACAGUGAUUUUCUUUGCUGAUUGACAUACAUAUGUUGACUCUGAGAAUUGGGGAGUUGAUCAGACAACAUCCCUUUUCUUUAUUCUCGUCACCAAUCUGCUUGCCUUUGUAUUGAUAUCGUGAGGGCAGGGAAUAAUGAAUUGGUCAGCAGUCCUGGUGAAGGGAUUAACACUCUACAAUGAAGAUUAUCAAGAAUACGCUUGGCAUUUAGUGAUGACAGAGAGGAAAAAAAUUUCAUUUUGGCACGUCAGUUGAACAAAUCUGAACAGAUUUUAGAUGGAAAAAUCAAGGAACAUGUAUUUUCAGACGUAUUAAAAUCGAACUUGUUCUCAAAAAUUCAUCCUGUAAUAAGACAUUGAAAACAUGAUAGCGAGUGACAAUUUUAGGUAUACUGCUUUGUGCGUGAACUGUAGUUUGUGUUACGUCACACACGUGAAAAUGUGAGUGGUUACCACGCACAAAAAAGACUUUUAUCACUAUGCCGUUACAAGAAACCCACCAAAGUCCAAAGAUGAAAAAGCUCUGCUCGGGACAUCACUUAUACGAAGUCAUGCCUGAGCGUAAACGAAGUACGUGUUCGUUUCUACUCUAUUUUGCGGGUCAAAAAUGCUAAAUAUGGCCUUUAUUACAAGCACAACAUUGAGGGAGCUCGGAUUUCGUAAUCGGAAAUCUACCCGAGACAACCCCCCUAUGACGGAUUUCGCAUUACGCUCUUCCGCCAUGUUGUAAAUUUACAUGAAAUGCCAAAACCGAACUGCGCUCGAUCGAAAUGCUAGUAUUUUAGAUGCAAAGCAACGACAGCUAAAAUGUCUUACGUACAAUAUAAUCAACUUCUUUUUGAGAUCAGCCAACGACUCGAUCUACUGAACCAACAUGGACAGUUACUCUUCAUGUGUAGAGGAUGUGUGGCGUCAAGACCUGAAGACAUUCCCGAUGCACUUUCGCUCUUUCGAGAGCUAGAGGAUCGAAAUAAAUUGGCCAUUGAUCGCGUUGAGCUAUGGAAAGAGCUGCUAAAAGCGGUCGGAGAAUGGCCGUUGUUUGAUAAAGUGAGAAAGUUUGAGGAGAAAAGGAAAGAAUAUCAAGAAUUGCUUGAACAGAUCAGCCGCGCUCUCGACGAAAGCAAUCAACUGCAGCAGCUCAUUGCUGUCUGCACCGAGAGGGUAACGUUGGAGGAUAAUGAAAGAAACUCUCAAACUGCUCGAAUUUUGUUUGAAAAACUUGAAGGCCGAGAACUUUUUGAGUUUGGUCGUCUUAAGUUCUUGAAAGAGAUUUUAUCGAGAAUUCAGAGGCGAGAUCUGGUGAAGGAAGUUCAAGAUUUCGAGACGCGACGAAUUGAUGAAGAUGAAUUUGAAAGAAGGAAAGGUAACGAUUAUUUAGUUCUCUGUAAUUUUUAUUUUGCCGCAUUUUUUGCGGGAAAGUAUCUAAGAGUCUUCGCUCAAAUAAUGUCCAUCGAGUGAGCAUAAUAUGCCAUAUAUUGAUCAGAACUCAACAUUUAAAUCCAAUUCUGUCUGGUUAUUGUAAUUCUUCUGCCUAAUUUGUCAUUGAAACUUGCAAUUUAAGCGUAUGCCGGUAGCAUUGUUGCAGGAGCCAGAGUUGUUGGUGGAAGAGCAAUCGGAGGUGAGUUAAAAUUGGUGGGAUUUAAGUGUUGAGCAUGAGUAGGGAAGAGUUUCAAACACCGUAAACAAACCAAAGAUCGGAAGCACUCUAAACUAAUUAAUGCAUACUGACGAUUUACUAUAAAACUAUUUUACGGAGAUAUGAGAAAGUGUGGGUAUCUUGCGUACUAGUUAACAUGCUCGUGUCGGUGCGUUAUAUGGUCGAAGUUGCUUCCAAUUUCUUCGAUGAAUCCGAGUCGUGCCCCCAAACUUCGCCAGCGAGGAAAUUGUCAAUACGAUUAAGUUAUAAUUUAAGGUUUUUUCUGGAGCGUCCAUCGGUAAACAGUAGAUGUUUAUUGCCUACCUUAAAGUUAGGUGUGAUGUGAAAGAAGCAUUUUACUUAUAUAGAUGUUUUUCUUCUGGUGCAAAGUUGUUGUGAGACGGUUAUAAUCCAGUAAGUUUAUUUCCUCGCUUCCGAUUGGUCCAUGCGGAUCACCUGGCUGAAAUGCUCGCUGAAAGCUGAAGAAUACCAUUCGAGCGAGAUUUCCAAGAUUGUACAGUCAUAUUCCUCAAAAAUGUAACCCUAGGUAAACCAAAUUCGGAUAGUCUGCUUCUUAGAAAACAUAGAAAGACAGAUUUGCAAUUUGCAAUUUGCAUAGGACUGCGAUUAAUUUGGUUUAACCGUGUGAUCACGUUGUCUGGAACGGUAUGUUUUCUCGUCAACCGCAAAAAUGAAAAAGUCAGCAGAUUCAAACAAUGCAAAACAAAAUCCCUCGAUGUUGGACCGUCAUAGUCACGUACCUCUCACGGUUCUUUUCCAACUUGUUUACAAUGAUCUUCGCCAGACUACCACCAAAAAUGAUUUUAAAUAUCAACAUUCAAAAUUUAAUUUAGUGCUAUUUUUUAGUACUGAACAUGAAGACAGUGUGUCGAGUGGCAGCAGCGGGAUUAACCUUACUCUCCGUCCGUGCGAUUUUGAAAGGGUGGUCAACUUAUGAUCAGUUAGUCACCGGCUUCCAGAAUUGUGUGCUUCCUGCUGGUUCAAGAUUGAUUGAAGUGGGUACAGGGUGCGUAUGCUUUACAAUUCAGGCCGACAAUCUCAUGGGGCUCACUGCUUUGUGGAACAUGUACGAGGAUGGUGGGCUCAAGAAACGUCUAUUCGAUUUUUUUGUGACUGAUGAGAUGAAGACCCGUGCCGGUGGUGAAGAGAAUGUGGAAUUGACUGUGACGAUUGAAAAAGAAGAAUACGAGAAAGCUUACUUAGAGCUUGUUCAAGAAGCUGACGGUGAGUAAUUUUAUCUGAAGGUGUAGCGAACUGAAUUUGAAGAACGCAGAAGGAUAUUAAUUAAAACAAAGGCGUUUGUUGAUAUAUGUUUAAAAUAAAAAACACUGGGGAUGUUUUUAUUCUGCAUCUUUUAUACGCUCGCAGGCCGAUCUCCUCCGGGGUCAUUGCUUCAGUAGCAAGUUGAAAUAAAAUACUAGUGUAUAGAUGUUUUUGUCAAAUUCUGCUUUAUCAAUUAACUGUAAUAGGUGAUAGGUUAUUCAGUAACAAAGGAAGACAUAUUUCUUGGACUAGUGAAUUGUUAUAAUUAUCCUCUUUUAAGCUGAAGGAGUGAGCAAUCUACGCACUUGCAACCUCCUUUAUUUUGAUUUGCCAACUUGGGUUAGUCAGUCUCAUUGGCUUAUUAUAUUUCCCGCUUAAUUUGGUUUGGUUGUUUACUGUAGGAAUUUAGCCGUUCAAUAACAAGAAAAAUAAGUUUAAUCGCACAGCUUUGCUGCUGCUUCAACCAAAUCAAGUUAUGAACAAAGGCUGUUUUAAGUAAAUCAGAUAAAUAAAUCUAUUUUAUAGGUCACGCAAUUAACUGUGGAGUAGAAUCAUUGCCUCGUUAGACUCGACGUUAUCGUUGCUGCGAAUUUUUCACUUUUCAUUUCCGAAGCAUUACCAUUAAGGGAGUUAAACUUUGACAGCCCAUUCUAUUUUCGGUAUUCAGGUUAAUAUUAAAAAAUAUUCACUGAAAUAUCGGACACGAAAUAUGGAAGAGAAUUCAUUUCCUUUACUAAAUUGCAAACCAUGGCGUCCAAAUUUGUAAUGAACUUCUUUGGCGGAUCUACGGUUGUUCGGGUGGUUCGGCCGAACCUUAUAAACUGGGAAAAAAAACGUCAAAACACUUGCAGUUUUCAGUUCACGCAAACCUUAUUUUGGAUAUCUUGGGAAAAUUUUACUUGUUGAUCCCAUUUAAGAAUUUUCCGAGAGAUGCAUCCUGGCCGCUCUUGGAUGGUCCUCCUUCGGUGGACAUUAGGAUGCUAGCGAUGUCCUCGUUUAGUAUUAAAGAUAAUAGCAUCUCUCUGGUCUCUGGCACUUGAUUUUGUAUGAUGUCGAAAUAAGAGGCGAUUCAAAUACUCACUGUCAACUUUGUCUUUUACUGAAAUUUUAGUGAGUUUUGAUUAGAAUACACACAGGCAGCCCAAGUUCCAGCUGUGAGAUGAUCAUCUUGCGAAAUAAGAGUCAUGGCCAAAUUAUAAUAGUUUGUAGAGGAAUAUAUUUACGACUGCUCUCAGGAAUAAAAACGAUACCGUCAAAUUCUCAAUAAAAAUACCUCACCUUACUUCAACAGUGCAUCGCUUGUUAUCUGACCGCUUACUGCACAAUGUCGCAUUUACAUGACAUUUGCGCACUAACACCGUUGGAAAAAAUCAGCAUAUUUAUAUAUAUUUUUGGAAAUGUGGUGCAAAUUUAGAUCACUAAAUUUGCUGCAUAAUUGCUCACUUGGCAAACCCGAGUAAGUCCAUUUUUUCGUGUAGGGGAGGGGCUAACCCUCGAAACUUCAACUAAGAAACUCACGGUAGCCUGCAAAUUGUCUAUUGUUAGGUCCUGCGAAGGUGCCAGGAAGAAAAUGUGAAGACCCCGAUUCAGUGAUAUCAACAACGCCGAACGAGGAUGAAACAUUGCAAGUAAAAGUGAAAAGACUAGAGAAUGAUGUCCAACUUCUAAAGGAGAGAGCGGAGAGUCAAGAGAAACAAAUGACUAGACUUUCACGUGAGUUUUUUGAGACAAGGAUUACCACGGAAAUAAUUCCAGCUUUGGAAGGUAACUAAAUCAUGCAAACACUCAAGUUAAGCUUAACAAGAUAUAUAUACAGUCAAACCUAUAUUAAGCGGUCACCCACGGGGAAUGACGGGGUUGGCGCUAAAUACAAGUUAACUGCUAGAUACAUAGGUAUUGGUGUGAUAAAAAUCGAGGAAAAACGCCACUUUAUGCCAUAACAGACAAAUUAUUUUGAAAAAACGUACUCAAAAGUACUAUUAACAUUGAUUUUGGGAGAUUAACAUGGACUGAAUUUUUACUUGAAAGAUUAUUCUUAAUUAGUAGAGGAUUUUCUGGGGGAACACAUGGUUUUCAUGGGGGAUCAGUCGUUACCAACAGGAUAUAAAAGGGGGAGGGGACUGUAGAAAAUUAUCUGCCAUUUUACUGCCACCAAGGGAAGGGGGGUCAUAAGAAUACAACAGAGCUUUUUUUCGUGUCACAACCAAAUUCCUCCAACGAAAGAAAAUCUGAGAUUCGUUAGAAAUGUUUACAACUGAAUUGAAACAGAUCAGGCCUUUCGAGAUUUCAUUCCUUACAUGCUCGCAAAUAUCUGUGCUUUACUGACUUUCCUUACAAAGGCUUUUCAGAGACAAUGCAUUUAGACAUUCUAGCCUUUUAAUAUAUCAAAUUAGAUAUGUACAUGUGCGCGGAAAAUUUGAUGAUUCAAUUGAUAAAAGCGAGAGUAGAUUAUACCAAGAGAUUGUUUGUAUUCUCUUGAUUAUACCUCGACCGCACGCGGAAAGCUUGCGAGGAGUGCCAUAGUUUAUUUCUUAAGUUUUUCUAUCUUCAACCUGCUCCCACUGCAAACUGUUAAACAUCCAAAAAGCUUCUCAUCACAUAAAUGCAUUCCUACUUUAAAAUGACAUUUUUAGGCAAAAACAUGUUGUUUCUUUAUGUUUUUUUUAGUUCAGAAUGCCAGUUACGAAAGGCUCGCAGACAAGCCACGGGGUAUUGACGAACACAAAUGGAAUUUUACCAAAAUGUACGUGGAAAGCCUACAGUUUGAGACGAAAAGUUUAAUGUCUGAAGCAUCUGACAGCGGUAUGGGAACUGAAGGAGCACCAUCUGAAUUUGACGUGGAUAUCGGUGGUCAGUAUCGAAAAGUCAAAAUUACCAAGCUUAGUUUCUUUGAUAAUAAUAAUAAUAAUAAUAAUAAUAAUAAAUUUUUAUUUAAACACGAUAAGUAUUUAAAGCCAGAGGUUUGUGGGGUCGUGUUACAUUAAUAUAACGUAAAAAAAUAUUAAUAUAUAAUAACAUUUAUAAGUUUAUUUAAAAAUAUGAAAAAUAUGUUCAACUCCUUUUAAAUAAUACAGCAAUAUAUCUCGGACACUGCUAAGCAGUCACUCUGGAUCCAACAAACACCACCAAACCAAUAGUUUAUUGAUUUCUAUUGAUAUUCAUCGAAUUCAAAACGACUGCCCAAUAGUGAUGGUUAAGUCAAUCAAUCCAAUGCGAUAUUUAAAUGUCAUAUCAAGAUUGACUCAACCAUGUCUCAAGAAACAUGUACAUUUCAUUAUAUUUUGGUUUACAUCGAUCAGUCAAACGAUCAAAAUUGAAAUAUAAGAAAUCACGUGACUGAGUUAAAAGUUUACAGAAAUGCUUUAUAUUCUUAGAAUCUAUGUAAAAAGCUUUCAUUCUGUUCUUGUUUAGUUUUUGAUCUUGUUGUGAUGACAGCAAAAAAAAACCGUUAUCAUUCUUCGUGAAAUGCUGGAAACCGUGUUUGAAAUGUUCUUUAUAGAAGGUGAAACUUAUUCUUUGAAUGCCGCAGAACCCUCGAACAAAAAAAGUUAUCUUUCAAAUCGGCACUCUCAGUCCCAGGUUAUCAACGAACACUUUUCGUUCAACUUAUCUAUACUAGUUGCCAUGUUCCCACCAAAAGUGUUGCUCCCUUUUCUGCAUAGAAGCACACACAGGAGCCACAAUUCCUUCAUUGGCUCUGACGAAGGGCUAACGCUCGAAACGUCAGCUUUGAAACCCUUAACGAUGGCCAAUUUACGUUAAACUUAUCAACUCAGUUGAUAAUACCAAAUUACCUUGCUAAGUAUUAUUAUUAUUAAUAGCAAUUACCAAAGGUUAGGAAAUGCGGACGAUGCAUUUUUGGCUAUUUGGUUAAUGAAAGAUUUAAGGGCCCAUAGGGAGAAAAAAUUUGUUUUGCGGGGUUGAAAAUUUAGUCCAUGAGGACACCCCCCGUGCUCCAAUCGCUUUUUCCUCUAUUUUGACCCUAACAAUAGAGUGAUUUUAAUAAACCUGUGAAACAGUUACCAACACUGGAUCAUUCCACGGGACACUAGUUCCCUUCUCUUCUGCUGUGAAAUUUUUUUUCAUUUAUCUUUUUUUUGUUCAGAUAAACGUGACAGUCAAACGGUAGCAGGCGACGAUUGGAACUCACUGUCAUCAGCUGUGCAGACUGGCAACUUUGCCAUCAUCGAGAAUAUGUUGUCACGUGGCCUGGAUAUCAACACAAAAAAUAAUGAUGGUAAUACGGCUUUGAUUUUAGCUGUUUCUAGUGGCAAAACAGAUGCCGUAAAUUACCUCUUAGAGAAAGGAGCUGAUCCCUUUAUUGUAGGCCACUCUGGCAUUACUCCACUGCACGCAGCCUCAAAGGAUGAUAAUGUCAAAAUCAUCGAGACACUAAUGUCACAUGGUCUAGAGAUCGAUAUAAAAGAUAAUAGAGGAGUUACACCAUUGAUGGCGGCUGCAGCGUCUGGCAAGAUUGAAGCUGUAAAUUAUCUUUUAGACAAUGGAGCCGAUCCCUCUAUUACAAACCAGUCAGGAAGAAAUUCACUGCACGCCGCUUCAGAGGGUGGUAAUGUCGCAAUCAUCGAGACACUAAUGUCACGUGGCCUAGAGAUUGAUAUAAAAGAUAAUAGAGGAGAUACACCAUUGAUGUUGGCUGCAGUUUGUGGCAAGAUUGAAGCUGUAAAUUAUCUUUUAGACAAUGGAGCCGAUCCCUGUAUUAGAGACCAGUCAGGAAGAAAUUCACUGCACGCCGCUUCAGAGGGUGGUAAUGUCGCAUUCAUCGAGACACUAAUGUCACAUGGUCUAGAGAUCGAUAUAAAAGAUAAUAGAGGAGUUACACCAUUGAUGGCGGCUGCAGCGUCUGGCAAGAUUGAAGCUGUAAAUUAUCUUUUAGACAAUGGAGCCGAUCCCUCUAUUACAAACCAGUCAGGAAGAAAUUUACUGCAUGCCGCUUCAGAGGGUGGUAAUGUCGCAAUCAUCGAGACACUAAUGUCACGUGGCCUAGAGAUUGAUAUAAAAGAUAAUAGAGGAGCUACACCAUUGAAAUUGGCUGCAGCUUUUGGCAAGAUUGAAGCUGUAAAUUAUCUUUUAGACAAAGGAGCCGAUCCCUGUAUUAGAGACCAGUCAGGAAGAAAUUCACUGCACGCUGCUGCACAUGGUGGUAAUGUCGCAAUCAUCACAAAAAUGCUGUCACUUGGUUUGGAUGUUAAUUCAAAAGAUAUUAGAGGUCACACACCGUUAAAAAUCGCAAAAACAUUUGGUAAAACUGAGGCCGUAACCUUCCUACUUAGCAAGGGAGGACAUUAG